CGAGAGAUGAGAGAGCGUGCGGGAAUGAAGAGAAGCUUCACACGCAAGUUUUAUAAAUAGAGGUCGAAACUAGGGGACGCACGAUUCGCAACUUUUUUAACUGUGUCAGCCAAAACCCAAACUCCGUUUCGAUCACAGAUCGAAGAGAUACCUCUGGUUUCAGUGCUAAAGAUUGUGUUGGUCGUGUUUUUCUCAGAGAAAUGAGUGACCCCAAGUACGGUUAUCCCUAUCCUCCCCCUCAUCAAGGUUAUUAUCAAGGUCCUCCAGUGAUGGCGCCUCCACAAUAUGCUGCUGCUCCACCACCACCCAGAAGACAGGCUGGUUUCCUUGAAGGCAGCCUUGCUGCCUUGUGUUGCUGCUGCCUCAUCGACGAGUGCUGCUGCGACCCCUCCAUCAUCUUCAUCAGCUGAUCAUCAUCAUGCAGAUGCAGUAGUGUCUGUUCUCUGUAAUCAAUAAUAAGGGAUUAUUCCUCUCAUCACAUCAUCCUCAUAACUAUAUAUAGUGUAAUUAUUGCUCCUGGAUUUUCUAUAAUAUAUCAAGAUUCAGUCUCUGUUAUGCUUUGAAUAACUCCGUUUCUACCUCUCUCGGCAGUUGUUUGACAUGGGAAGUCAGAUUCGGAGGAGUGUUGUAGUUGUAAUUAUUUAUCCAAAUGACUCAACAAAUAUUCUCAGUAAUUUUUUUUUCUGGGUUGUAAUUUUAAAAUUUGAUGCGUGUUAAGAUCUCAA
Molecule: messenger RNA, 725 nt
Organism: Prosopis cineraria
Lineage: Eukaryota; Viridiplantae; Streptophyta; Magnoliopsida; Fabales; Fabaceae
Product: protein CYSTEINE-RICH TRANSMEMBRANE MODULE 11
Exons: 3
Coding region: 201-410 (69 amino acids)
Cellular component (GO): plasma membrane
Source: RefSeq, a predicted model, not a curated record